Daldinia caldariorum is the source of this 2029-nucleotide messenger RNA. RefSeq lists its product as uncharacterized. NCBI's taxonomy places the organism in Eukaryota, Fungi, Ascomycota, Sordariomycetes, Xylariales, Hypoxylaceae. The record is from RefSeq and is a predicted model, not a curated record. The coding region runs from base 168 to 1694 and encodes 508 amino acids. The transcript has 3 exons.
AUUCUUUUGUGCGCACCUCGCAACCAAACUAAAGGACCUAACGAUCGAUCAGCUCCUUGGUCGUUGAUCUUGUUGUUGAUCAGUUGCUCCACUAGUAUAGGCGCUUCUCCCCUCAGCUUCGCCAAUCUGGGGUGUAUACUUUGUCGCGAAGACAAUUACUGAGGAUCAUGAAGAUCACAACGAUACAAGCCGCCGUUGGGUCGGCAGUACUCCUCUUGAAUGCUCAAUCAUGUGCUGCUACCGUUCAGCAUCGCCAUCACCAUCUUCACUUAGAAAAGAAGCACAGUAGCAGCCACAGCCACAGCCAUGGCCAUCUUCAAAAUGCCUACAACCCUAAGUACAGCCAACGGAACAGCUCUUCUCUUGUAUCGCGAGACGGUAAGAAGAAAUGUCAAUUCCCAAAGGAUAAGGGUCUAUUCGCUGUUACUCCGUCUGCGAUGAACGGUGGCUGGGCUCUAGCCCCCGAUCAAGAGUGCGUCUCAGGCACUUGGUGCCCGAUAGCCUGCCCUCCUGGUAAAGUUAUGGCCCAAUGGAAACCAGACACCCAUUAUGCUUUCCCCGAAUCAACAUAUGGCGGUGUUUACUGCAAUGAUGAUGGUGAAAUUGAGGUUCCUUUCAAGAACAAGGCAUGGUGUGUCGACGGUACUGGUGCGGUGGAAGUUGUAAAUAAAGCAGGAAAAGUUGUUUCUUUCUGCCAAACUUGCCUUCCAGGUUACGAAGAUAUGAUCAUUCCUACCGAUGUCUACGACACCGCUACUAUUGCUGUUCCGGAUAUGUCUUAUUGGGACUCAACCGCAGCUCACUACUAUAUCAACGCUCCCGGUGUUAGCUCCGAGGAAGGAUGCCAUUGGGGGGACGAAUCGAAGCCUAUUGGUAAUUGGUCCCCGUACGUUGCCGGAGCAAAUACCGAUGGGAGUGGAGAGACAUUCGUCAAGCUUGGAAUAAAUCCGGUGUGGCAAGACUCUGCCCUUUUCGAUACGAAGCCGAACUUUGGUUUGAGAGUUGAAUGUCCUGAAGGAGGUUGCAACGGGGCUAAGUGUGAAGUUGACGGGUCUGGCGUAAAAAGUGACAACAAAGCAUCCGGUGCUGGUGGUUCCGACUUUUGUGUUGUCACAGUGCCUAAGGGUACUAAAGCUAAUAUUGUUGUCUUCAAUCUGGACGGCUCGGAAGGAGAUGACAGCCCAUCGAGUUCUUCGCCGCCUGAGUCUUCGUCGCAACCCCCUUCUACCCAGCCUGCCAGUACGUCGAGCAUCCCUACAUCAAGCUCUGCUCCACCGACAACUUCAUCGACUUCAAGCAGUUCCGUGGUUACUUCAUCGUCAUCACCGCCGUCUUCAUCGUCGUCAUUACCCUCAUCAACGUCAUCAUCAGCAUUGUCAUCAUCGACGUCGGUGACUAGCAUACCAACAAUUAGUAGCUUCGUUACUAGCAGCUUGACGACAAGUUCAAGCCGAGCGAGCAGCACGACGAGCUCUUAUGCCUACGUAGCUGGUGUUUUCCAGCAAAAUGCAAAUCAGACUUCGAGCUUUACCCGAAGUCUGCCUUCCUCGACUCCCGCCCCCGCCCCAGUCUCCACCAACGAAGACGAUGUUGCGGGCGAUUCAAACAAAAAUGAGGGUUCAGGCCAGCGACAAGGUAAUGCUGCCUUUGCAGGUUUGAUCGUUGCUUUUGUGGCUGCUACCUACCUACUCUAAGGCAAUCGAGCGGUACAUAGUACAGCAUGUUGGAUGUGGCACGACCCUUUUCAUUUCGCCUAUAUAACUUGAGCAGUGUCUAAAUGCCUUGAGACUUCCAUCUCGGCUAUUUGCUCGCCGAUUAUCAUCGUUGCGGCGUGGGCUCUGUACCACUGCCCGAAUUGUCGACAUAUCUUAACAUAUCGGUAUCACUAUAUACGCGCUUAUUUCCGUACAUUUUUACAACUCCCCAAGCCCUAUAUAACGAAUUAUUUACUCAUUAGUGUUUAUUAUUUAUUCCUUAACUGAUAAUUUCUGGAGCUACCAAGUAUUUUCUCAGAUGUCCUUGAGCUAUG